AUGGUGCCGACCGCGGGCUCCAAGUUCAGCCUCGUCCUCCUGGUUCUGGCUGUGCUGCCAGACUGCCCCCGGACCUCAGACUGUCCCUUGCUUCGUGGAGAGUAUCACUAUCUUUACUAUGAUUUCAACAUUUCUUCUAACAAAAAAUCUUGGUGCAUGACUCAAGUCCAGAUGGAUGGAAAGAAUUUUUUUUCUUAUGACUGUGGCAGUGGUAAGGUCACAUCUAUGAAUCUCCUGAGAGAAGAGGUAGUGACCACAGAAACCUGGAGAGAACAGACCACAACACUGAGGGAUGUGGGGAACUUGAUGAAACAGCACCUGCCUGACAUUAUAGCAGAGAAAUACGCAGACAGAGGUAAGUGUGAAAAUCCAGGUCCUUUCACCCUGCAGGUCAGGAUGACGUGUCAGUGCAACGCCAGAGGAAGCUACAGUGGAUCCUGGGAGUUUGGAUGGAACGGACAAAGGUUCCUUGUCUUUGACCCGGAGAGUGGACAGUAUACUGUGGUUCAUUCCGGAGGCGAACAGCUGAAAGAGAAGUGGGAGAAAGACAAGGACUUGACCAAGUACCUCACAGUUACCUCAAAGGGAGACUGCAGGAAAUGGCUUCAACACUUUGUGCAAUGGAAGGAAGAGCUGGGGACAGCAGGUAACAGGGAAGAAGGGAAGGAGUGGUUGUUUGCUUGA
This is a messenger RNA of Molossus molossus (Pallas's mastiff bat), 684 nucleotides long. Its product is annotated as UL16-binding protein 3-like. The record is from RefSeq and is a predicted model, not a curated record. Gene Ontology annotation, biological process: positive regulation of T cell mediated cytotoxicity; antigen processing and presentation of endogenous peptide antigen via MHC class I via ER pathway, TAP-independent; immune response. The transcript has 3 exons. Gene Ontology annotation, cellular component: external side of plasma membrane. Lineage: Eukaryota; Metazoa; Chordata; Mammalia; Chiroptera; Molossidae. The coding region runs from base 1 to 684 and encodes 227 amino acids.